This is a messenger RNA of Exaiptasia diaphana, 1708 nucleotides long. RefSeq lists its product as uncharacterized. NCBI's taxonomy places the organism in Eukaryota, Metazoa, Cnidaria, Anthozoa, Actiniaria, Aiptasiidae. Bases 84 to 1166 code for a protein of 360 amino acids. Gene Ontology annotation, molecular function: protein binding. The record is from RefSeq and is a predicted model, not a curated record. The transcript has a single exon.
GAAAUUAUCCAACCGGGCCCUGGGGAAAACCCGUCUUCUCAGAAGUGUCGGAACAUCGAAUAAGUUGCAUUUCGAUUUGAAACAUGGCUUUGAGUGAAAACGAUUUAGGACUUCUGUGCGCUGGUUAUACGGCUAUUCUUGGCUUUCAAGUUGUCCCACCGAGAAGCCUUGUUCAACAGAGUGCCGCCUCAUCGAUAUGGGAAUCAGCAUUUAGUUGGAUAAGGCCAGAAAGCGCUCGAUCUGUUUUGCCUAAAAUAGGUGUCCAUGAACUCUUCCACACUACUUAUCAACCAUUUGUACCUUCAUUGGCCCAACCUCGAUCCUGGCUCAUGCUAGAGAGUGGCUCUUCUGAUGAUGUCAACGUGACCGUAAAAAUGAUCAAUGGAGGAACAACAACCAUUCGAGCACGGCAAGGGGAAACGGUGGAAUCCAUCAAAGCAGGYAUCCAAAGAAAGCUGUCAAUUCCUUUCCAAGGACUCCAGCUAACUCAUUUUGGACAAAAAAUGUCAGAUGCGCAUACGAUUGAUAUGUACAUGCCCGCGACUCAACUCGAAUCAGUAGGAAAGCCCUCACUGUGUUGUGUGGGAGGUGGAGGGCCCUAUGAGCUUGAUUGUUCUGAGUUUGACCCCCCUUACAACUACGACUUUACCAAUGUAAAGGAUGACGGUAAAGAGUACAAAAGGGGGGGUAAAGUGUAUCAUCGACCUUAUGGAUGGAAGAGGUUUGCUGUAAAAGUCCUCAAUGAUGAUCGAUAUGGUGGAGACAACACCUGGCUUGGGAYAAAAGGAAUACGUACGGAAGAGUGCCCAGGUGAGUGGCCUGUGUCCUACCAUGGGACAGGAGGAGGAGGGAAAGACGCUGUAAGUUCAAUCAUCGACAAUGGAUUUAGUAUUGGAUCAGGUGCUAAAUAUGGUGCUGGUAUCUAUACAAGCCCAAUCAUUAAGUGGUAUGACGAUAAAAACAACCGAUACACUGCCACGUUUGACUACAAAGACGAAAAAUGGAUGUUGCUGUUGCAAAACCGUGUCAACCCAGACCCUGAACAUCUUAAAAUUCAAGAGAAGACCUGGGCAGGGGUGCCAUUUUGGAUAUCACCCCUACAGGAUGUUGAGAAUGGAGUGUUUGAUGUCAGGCCAUAUGGAGUUUUAUUUAAAAAGUGUGGUUAAUGAAUAAUGACAUUUCUGUCUUGACGCCUCAUUAAUUAAUUACUAGUAAAACAAAUCAAAAACAUUGAAAUAUAUUGUAGAAGCAAAAGGUCUUGUUUAAAAAAUGUGGGAUUGAUCUAAGUAUGAUCUUAAAAUGAAUAACUUGUCUACUUUUAUAUCUGUCCUUCUAUUACAGUGUAAAAAAUAAUUUUUAUGAUAAAAAUAACAUGGAAAUUGUCAAAGCAAAAACAAAUAUAUUAAUACUUGCAAAUCAGUAAAAACUUGAGUAUAGUGUAAUCACAAAACAGAAGUAGUAAGAAAAGUAAUGGGUGGGGCAUGGAAAAUAGCAUGGGGACUAGAUACAAAACACCCUUCCCCAAAUCUUGCUCGUACAAAGGGACAGACUAAGGAAAAUCUUUUAAUUUUCCCUUCGUUUUCAGGUGAUGAAAAUUAUCACAGUUAUUAUUUCAUAACACACAUUGUAAUAAUUUCAAGUGAUUGACAGUCAGAUAAAAACACAAGAAAAUCUAAAGUUUAUUAGAUUAAAGAAAAGCAUUAAACAA